Molecule: messenger RNA, 3200 nt
Organism: Cynara cardunculus var. scolymus (artichoke)
Lineage: Eukaryota; Viridiplantae; Streptophyta; Magnoliopsida; Asterales; Asteraceae
Product: phospholipid-transporting ATPase 2-like
Exons: 12
Coding region: 1023-2672 (549 amino acids)
Biological process (GO): phospholipid translocation
Cellular component (GO): plasma membrane
Molecular function (GO): nucleotide binding; ATPase-coupled intramembrane lipid carrier activity
Source: RefSeq, a predicted model, not a curated record
UUUUGCACUCUAGCCAAACACUCAUCGAGAGGAUAUAUACAAAUUCUCGACAAAAAACGAAACAGCUGACUCCGACCCCAAAUUGAAGCUUCGAGGAAGCAUAUCUGACUAUUCCACCCUCUCCAUAACAAGCAUAUUCUCUUCCAAAGAAGCUUAGACCCGAUCGCACCCACGCCAAUUCUCCUCAGGUAACAGAAAUCCCAUUUGCUUUCUUUCAUACGCGCUCUUGUGAUUUUCGGUUUCAGCUUUAUUUAUCGAAUUCAAUAUCUGAUCCCUAUGUACUCCAAUUGAUUGAUGAAAUUUCCACGUAAUGUAACUUUUCUUCAACAGAUCAUCUUUUUUGAUAGAAUUUUUAGGAUGUGUUUUAAUCCUUAUGUGCUCUGCAUCAAGUAAUUGAAGUAAGAUAAAUUCCUUACGAGCUAUACUGUGUGAUACACUGUUGCUUAAUUCAAGAAACAAUUUAAUUUUUGUGGAAGCCUUACGUGAUAGUGCACCGGUCAGUCCGCUAUGUUUAAACUGUGAAUUACUAAUCUUGAAUCCUUCAAUGGCAUGGAUCUGAGUAGUUGAAGCAAUCUACCUUAGCCUGACAAAAAGAAAAAGAAAUAGGAGAGUGAGGUGCAGAGAAAUGUUCUAACAAAAAUACCCUUCAUUUAAAAUUCACAAUGUAAGAUAGGGAGUCCAUUGAACUAUGAUUAUGUGAGUGUUAGUAGUACCAAUUCCAAAGCAUUAGCUUUCACAUGGUGUUGUUGUAGGGUUCUUUCCUUUUUGGUGCCUAACCAUGUAUUCUUACGUAGCCUAUCCCAGAUUGGUAUAGAGGCUGAGGAGGACAUUCUUCCUGUCAUACAAGCCUGUGCAUUUUAUCUAUCCAUUCCCCUGAGAAUGUGUGUAACACAUAUCUAUAUUCUGUACCACGUUGCAGGACAUGGGUUUCAUUGAAGAUGAUCUGUAACUGCCAGAUUGCUGUGGGUUUUUUUUCCUCAGGGAUGAACAUAUGAGCAUAAUCGCAUGUACUGAAGUCAAUCAUGAAGCGUUUUGUGUACAUCAAUGACGAUGAUUUAUCCCCUGAGCUUUACUGUGAUAACCGUAUAUCAAACAGAAAGUACACACUGUUAAAUUUUCUCCCCAAAAAUUUAUGGGAACAGUUCAGCCGGUUUAUGAACCAAUACUUUUUGUUGAUUGCCUGUCUCCAACUGUGGCCGCUUAUAACACCAGUAAAUCCUGCUAGUACAUGGGGGCCGCUCAUAUUUAUUUUCGCAGUCUCCGCUACGAAAGAGGCAUGGGAUGACUACAAUAGGUAUCUCUCUGACAAGAAAGCAAAUGAGAAAGAAGUAUGGGUUGUAAGGCAGGGAUCUAAGAAACUAAUUCAAGCUCAAGAAAUUCACGUUGGUAACCUAGUGUGGCUCCGUGAAAAUGAUGAAGUUCCAUGUGAUCUCAUUUUACUUGGUACCUCUGAGCCACAAGGAGUCUGCUAUGUGGAGACAGCUGCCCUAGAUGGUGAAACCGAUCUUAAGACAAGGAGCAUACCUCCUGCUUGCAUGGGUAUUGACUCUGACCUGUUGCACAAAAUCAAGGGUGUGAUUGAGUGCCCAAACCCAGAUAAGGACAUUAGAAGGUUUGAUGCAAAUGUGCGGCUAUUCCCUCCAUUUAUAGAUAAUGAUGUCUGCCCUCUAACCAUUAAAAAUACAAUCCUACAAUCGUGCUAUUUACGGAAUACAGACUGGGCUUGUGGUGUUGCUGUAUAUACAGGCAAUGAGACCAAGUUAGGCAUGAGUAGAGGUGUACCAGAACCGAAGCUUACUGCUAUGGAUGCGAUGAUUGACAAGUUGACUGGAGCUAUAUUCAUAUUUCAGAUUGUGGUGGUAAUUGUUCUAGGAAUUGCUGGGAAUAUUUGGAAGGAUACAGAAGCAAGAAAGCAUUGGUAUGUUCUAUAUCCAGAUGAGGGUCCCUGGUAUGAACUACUGAUCAUUCCUCUGAGAUUUGAACUUCUUUGUUCUAUCAUGAUACCCAUAUCCAUAAAGGUAUCGUUAGAUCUGGUUAAAAGCUUGUAUGCAAAGUUCAUUGAUUGGGAUAAUCAGAUGGUUGACCUAGAGACUGGCACUUCAGCAAAUGCAACAAACACAGCAAUAAGUGAAGACCUGGGGCAAGUUGAGUACAUACUGACAGAUAAAACAGGGACACUUACAGAAAAUAAGAUGAUUUUUAAAAGAUGUUGCAUAUCGGGGACAUUCUUUGGUAAUGAGAAUGGAGAUGCUGUAAAAGAUGUGGAGCUGCUCAAUGCCAUCACUACCGGUUCUCCAGAUGCUAUUAGAUUUCUGACAGUUAUGGCAAUAUGUAACACUGUCAUUCCUAUUAAAAGUCCAAGUGGCAUAGUCUCGUAUAAGGCACAGUCUCAGGAUGAGGAAGCUCUAGUGCGUGCAGCUGCUUCCUUGCAUAUGAUUUUUGUUAACAAGAAUUCUAAUAUACUUGAAAUCAACUUUAAUGGUUCAUUAAUUCAGUAUGAGGUGCUGGACUACCUGGAGUUUACCUCUGAUAGGAAAAGAAUGUCAGUGGUUGUUAGAGAUUGUAGUAGCGGGAAAAUCAUCCUUUUGUCCAAAGGAGCAGAUGAAGCUAUUCUUCCUUGUGCAUAUGCUGGUACGCUUCACUAUCUUUUAGUCGCUUCUUUUAUGGUAUGACAAAGUGUUUCAGAAGCAUAAUAUAUUAUAGACGAGAAACAGAUAUAUAUAUAUACAAAUAUAUAUAUAGGUUACAAGAUGGGCCUGUUACUAAGACAUGAACCUAAGUAGCAUAUGUCAGACUCUUUACCUACUGCUACAAUAAAGCCAAUCUUCCUCCAUUUGAAGCAUAAAUGUCAAUCUUGGUAGGCUUGCCACAAAAGAAUUUGAGCAACCCACAAAUGUGGUUGCCCGAGCAUCUGCAAGCCAAGUGAACAAAUGACAAAUUUGGAUCUCUCCGAGUAUGAACCAAAUUCUCACACACAAGUGACACUCUUUCCCAAUGUGUCCUUUGUGCUCCAUACAUGAUUCUUGGGGAAUUGCAUGGUUAUUUUGGUUGUAAUCAUACAUCUCUAUCAAGCCAUAGGUGAUAUCAUUAAUUUGCCUACCAGAAGAUGAACCAAGUUCAACUCACAAACAUACGUGAUAUAGCCCGUACUGUGAUAAAACACUAGACACAAUCAUGUAUAUCUAUUUCUUGCUCUUUGU